GCUCAAAAGCACUUCAGGUUGCUGUUGAUUAAACUCAGCCUGCAUCAUAUGCUAAGUAAAACCGUAUUAAUGUGGUUUGAGGGUGUACAAAACAUUCAUGGAAAAAAUAAAAACACACAUGCCUUUUACUGUGUUAAUUUACGUUGCUAAAAAAAGUGUAUUAACACUGGUUUUAUUUUUGAAAACUUGAACAGGAAGUGCUGCGAUCAGUAUGGCGACCUUGACACUGUUGUGGUAAACAGGUUCAGCUGCGGUAGUUUGAGGAGCGGUAGACGUUUAGAGGAGGACAGAAGAGGAGACAGCGCCGAACGGGAGUCAGUGGACUACAUACAUGGCCCCGGUGUUUAAGGAGUGAAGAAUGGGCUCCACGCUAUCGCAGCCAUGGCCAGAUUCACCAACAGAAGCGCCGAGGAAAGGGGCUCACGGGUAACGGCCCCCACCGAUCGCGGAGAGGCGCGGGACCUGGCCGAGCCCCGGGAACUGUCUCUGGAGGAGGUGCUGAAGUCUUACGAGCAGCCCAUUAACGAGGAGCAGGCAUGGGCGGUGUGCUACCAGUGCUGUAGCGGGUUGAGGGUGCCCCGCCCGCCCACCGGGACAGGCAGCCGGGUGAAGGACCCGUCCUCCAUCCUCCUGCAAAGGGACGGAACCGUGUCAUUGCAGCAGGAGCCGCGACGCAACGAUCGAAGCAGCGUCGGUGUUCACACGGGGGACCAGAGUGACGCUCUGUUGGUCCGAGGUUCGAGUCCGGCUGUUGACAGGCGAGGAUGCUACGAUGACACUGAUGGACCUCCUCCUCCACCUGCUGCAGAGCGUCAGCUGGUCCAGUCGCUGGGCGUGGCAAUCUACUGCGCUCUGGACUGGGGGCUGGAUGACAGCGAGGAGCGGGAGCUCAGCCCCCAGCUGGAGCGCCUCAUCGAACGCAUGGCCGGAGGGGACCAGGGCCGAGAGAGUGUCUGCACUGUCGGGAGGUUCACCACAGAUGAAGGGUACAGUGGCCAGGAGGAGGAGGAGGAGGAGGAGGAGGAAGAGGAAGAGCAGGAGGGAGCGAUGAGGCCGGUGUGCACGUUCCGCCAGGUGGCGGCGCUGUGUGCGUCUCGGCUGGCUGACCCCAGCUUUGCUCCGGAGCACUACCAGGCUGUCUGCAGGGCUCUGUUUGUAGAGACUCUGGAGCUGCAGACCUUCCUCAUCAAGAUCCGAGAUGCUAAGGAGAUGCUGAAGAAGAUCACAACAGAGGAAGCUGUGGAAGACAGGUCUACAGCUGAGCUGGACGCCCUGAAACACACAGACUGGGCACGUCUGUGGGUGCAGCUGAUGAAGGAUCUCAGGCAGGGAGUGAAGCUGAAGAAGGUGCAGGAGCAGCCGUUCAACCUGCUGCCCACCGAGUUCAGCCUCACACCCUUUGAGAUGCUGAUGCAGGACAUACGGACUCGCAAGUUCCAGCUACGCAAAGUCCUGGUGGAUGGUGACAUUCCCACCAGAGUGAAGAGAAAUGCCCAUGAGUUGAUACUGGAUUUCAUCAGAUCAAGACCUCCUCUUAAACCAGUUUCAGAGCGCAGCCUCCCCCCUCCUCCCCCGCAGCAGCAGUCCCUUCAUGAAAAGGUCCUGGCUGAGAUUAAGCAGGAGAGGAAGCUCAGGCCAGUGGUCCUGCCCAGUUCCAGACCAUUUGGCUCUCUGCCCUGCCUGGCUCAGACUUGCCCUUGCGACGUCAAAUCCACGUCAUGCAUCGACCUGUCCGUGUCGGAGCCCCGGCCUCCGUCUCGCCCCCGCAUCCUGCUCAAAGCUCCGACUCUGGCCGAGAUGGAAGAGAUGAACAUAUAUGAGGAGGAGGAGUCCCCAGAUGGCGGGGAGCUGAGGAGGACGGAGAGCUCCCCCACCCCUCUGAAAAGAGACCGCUCCUUCUCAGAGCACGACCUGGCCUUGCUGCACGCUGAAAUGCUCCCCUCGCUCUCCGAGUCGGCCCAGCUGGGCGAGGUGGUCAGGCUGAGGGGGGAGAGGCCUCGGUCCAGGACACUGACCGGUCUCGGAGCGCCUCCUUAUCACAGAGCCUCCUACCCGGUUCAUGGCUGGGUGCCGCCCUCUCCGGCCCGCCUGUCUCUGAGUUCAGUCGACGAGACCACAGAGGGAUCAGAAGCUCCGUGUGGCUCCAGAGCUGGAGAUAACCACCAGUGGAUGGAGGAGUUCAGCCACCCUGUGGAGAGUCUCGCCUUGACGGUGGAUGAGGUCAUCAACGUACGUAGAGUGCUGGUCAAAGCGGAGAUGGAGAAGUUUCUUCAGAACAAAGAGCUCUACAAUAACCUGAAGAGAGGCAAGGUUUGCUGUUGCUGCAGGGUGAAAUUCCCUCUCUUUUCAUGGCCAUCUACCUGCUUACUGUGUAAAAGAUCCGUCUGCGGCUCCUGCAGUGCAAAGAUGAAGAUUCCCUCGAAGAAGAUGGCCCACAUUCCUGUGUACACUGUCGGCUUCCACAGCACUCCAAAGAGCCACGGACACAAGAGCCAAGUCUAUAAGUCACUCCGCAGCUUGUCUCGCCGCUCGGUAGAGGAGGAGUUCCCCCACCUGUACGGCCACGGCUGCACGCUGCGCGACGUCUGCGCCGAAUGCACCAAAUUCGUUGCCGACGUAAUUUCCUCAAGCCGCCGGAGUCUGGACAUCCUCAACAACACUCCCAAGAGGGAAGCCAAAGUUGCCGCCGCCGCCGCCACCCCCCCUCAGAGACCACAGCUGCAACAUCAAUCACACCUCCAGACUUGCCCUCACCCUCAGUGUCACCCUCCACCACACCCACAGUGUCAGCCCCAACUCCCUGCCCAGUCCCAUCAUCAUCAUCAUCAUCAUCAUCAUCAUCAUCAUCAUCAACAGCAGCAGCUUCACGCAUCAUCGCCGUCUCCUUCGCUGCAUCUCCACACCAAGGCGAUCAACAAUGUCAACCAAUGAGUAGAUUAAUGACUUUUUAAUGCCUUUCUGCCCACACACAUACACGCACACACCUACACACACACACUCCAUAAUGAGUUUUGCUCUUCAGCUACGCUGUGUGCACACACAAAGUUGCACAAUCAAAGUUCUUUAAAUAUUGCUGGGUGGAGCAUUAAGUGCGUUAUUUAACGGUUAUGCUAUGAUACAUAAACCUUUUCUGGUGACUAACUUUUUAUCCCAUUCUGCAAACACACACACACUCCAUAAUGAGUUUUGCGCUUGUGCUACACUGUAUGCACACACACACAUGCACAGAAAAAGUAGGGUUCUUUUAGGGUUUUAAUGGUUACAUGCACACCAAUAAGGACUCAAAUAGCUGUCAGUUUGGUUUGAAUAGAUAUCAAUACACAAACUAGUGGGGAUCCUUCAAAGUUCUUUAAAUAUUGCUGGGUGGAGCAUUAAAUUCGUUAUUUGACGGUUAUGCUAUUUUAUAUAUACGUAUAUAUAAACCUUUUCUGGAGCUGCAUAGAACACUUUUAAGUACGAAUCUAGAGACUCUAAACCACCACCUCACCCACCAUCCAGUUCCCAACUACAUUAUCUUCCAUAUCUCACCAUUUCACCCAGCAGAUGUGCUAACUUGCGCAAAGAGCCCCCCAAGUUACUUUAUAAGGGUUGAGUAAAAAGCUCCUGGGAGGCAAGCAUAUGGGAGGCAAGGGAUGACUAAAGUCCUCGUGCUUGUAUGCUUGUAUGCUUGUAUGCACUGUGAGAGAGAAGGCGGAGGUGGUGUUGGGGUGGUGGUCAGUUGAGGAGGACAAAAGCUGCGUGACAUAGAGUCAACAUGUAACCCUAGCGUUUUAGCUCUCUGUGAUUGCCUUGUUUUUUUUGCUUUCAUGAAUGUAACUUAGGACACAGAGACAGAACUGUAAAAUGAUAAGCUUGUAUUAAUCACCCGAAAAAAGAGAUUUGUAAGGAGUGGCUGCUGCAUAGCGAGGCCUCUUUUUGCGUUUGUAGACGUGCUUGUAAAGCCCCAGGUGCAGCUGGAUGAGGUGCGAUGGCAGUGACACUGAAUGUAUCGGGGGCGAAGCUGCAGACCGCUCCUUCUUUUUUAACCAACGCAGCACGGUGAUGCUGAUGUGAAGCGAGCAAAUAAAACUCCCGCCUCUCUCACUCCCCAUGGACGCUUGCAAUCUGCUCUGGUUUUGUAAACACUAAGUAAACCUCAACUGCAAUAAAAUCGAAUGACAAACACGA
This is a messenger RNA of Anarrhichthys ocellatus (wolf-eel), 4167 nucleotides long. It is a transcript of the gene spire2, whose product is annotated as spire-type actin nucleation factor 2. NCBI's taxonomy places the organism in Eukaryota, Metazoa, Chordata, Actinopteri, Perciformes, Anarhichadidae. Gene Ontology annotation, biological process: actin nucleation; establishment of meiotic spindle localization; polar body extrusion after meiotic divisions. Gene Ontology annotation, molecular function: actin binding; microtubule binding. Gene Ontology annotation, cellular component: cell cortex; cytoplasmic vesicle membrane. The transcript has 16 exons. Bases 382 to 2931 code for a protein of 849 amino acids. The record is from RefSeq and is a predicted model, not a curated record.